Molecule: messenger RNA, 1896 nt
Organism: Brugia malayi
Lineage: Eukaryota; Metazoa; Nematoda; Chromadorea; Rhabditida; Onchocercidae
Gene: Bma-sinh-1
Product: PAP2 superfamily protein
Exons: 14
Coding region: 1-1896 (631 amino acids)
Biological process (GO): TORC2 signaling
Cellular component (GO): cytoplasm; plasma membrane; TORC2 complex
Molecular function (GO): phosphatidylinositol-4,5-bisphosphate binding
Source: RefSeq, a predicted model, not a curated record
AUGGCCUGUUUUGAUCCGGAUGAACUUGCCGAUUUUAUCAGAUAUCAAUGCAUUAUUAAUGCUGAUGAUAAUGGUCUAUGUAAGAAGAUAUUGCGACCACCGGCAAGAAAAGCAAAACCUGGUGGUUUACCAUUGAAUUUUCGUUCUACAGAUGAUUCUGAUACGAGUAGUGAGGAACACUCUCCAUGCUAUUUGGCUACUCCUGAUUACCAGUCAACUUACGAACUAUUACAGGAACGAUUACGUUCUAGAAUUCAGGAAAAUGACCUAUCAGUUCAAAGUGAUGAAAAUAAAGAGAUGAAAAAUGAUGCAGUUAAAACACAACUGAGUACAUCAGAUUUGGAAUUUUUUCAAUGUGAUGAUAGAUCGUGUAGUUCGUCACCACUUCCUGCGAAAAAAUCCAUUAUUGGAUUACUUUUGGAGAAAACAGAUUUUGUAAUCAGAUCUGAUCUUGCAGCUUAUGCAAGGUUUGCUGCAUCGGAUAUCAAAAAUGGUCGAAAACUAUUAGUUUUCUACCCUUUUGCCGAAUCUGAACCAGGCAGUAGUAAAUGUUUUUCAUUAAUUAUCUAUGCUCAGUGCGAAAUUUGCAUUUCUGAUCUUGUUGGUUUAUGUUGCUAUGAAUAUGCACGGAUUCGAAGGACGAAUAGUAUUGAAUCAGUUACGCAAUAUCAUUUAUUGAUGGCUGAAGAAAAUGGUGAAGUGGAUCGAGACUUACCGGCAGUUGAUGGUCAUCGUUUAUUAAAUGAACUUGGCGCAUGUUGGUCAACGGUUGCUCUAGAGAAACGACAGAGUCUUAAUUAUUUGGGAUUAACAAAUGUUGUUGUGUAUACCAUAAGUGGUAAACAAUAUGAAUUUUCAAUGGAUUCAUUGGAUGUACCCUUGCAAUGGCUUCGUGAUCAGGCUAUCAAGAGACGUAUAGAGGAUGAGGGUCAAGAUUUCAUGAGUGAUUGCCCAGCUUUGCAAGAAUAUGUUUUGGAAACUAUGAAGCAACCUAAUGUUGUGCUUGAUCUCAAUAAGCCAAUAUCCAGUACGGCUUCAUUGGAAUUUCUACUGCUGCGCAUAAACAGCUCUAGAGGUGAUUUUGCUCCAACAUGUAGUUCAAGUCUUAGUCAGGAACAUAGUUCAAUUUCAAAAAUUGAGGAACAUUUGAUAAGCUCAUUACCAGAACGACGGAAGUGCUCUGCAUCAGAUAGCGAUAUCAAAGAUUCACUAGAUAAUUCGAUUGCAUCUUAUUCAGUAGAGAAGAUACAUCGAUAUAAGCCGAAAUGGAAUGCUUUAUUAACUAUUCAAAAGAAUGGUUUUGAAUUAGGACCAAGCCAUAUGGAUCGAAUAAGAACACGAAAUUCCAUAUUUUUACAUUCUUCUAUGAAAACUUUGUACGUAGCAUGGGAUUACGUUGGUGGAGUUGAAAUCACUGAUCACUCAAAUUCAAAACGAGGAAUAAGGAUUGUUUGGUUAUCAUAUCCAGCAAUAAAUCAAUCAGAAGCACUACAAACAAGCAAAUUAAGUAGUAGCAUGCAACAUUCAGCAUUAAGUUGCGAAUCAGAUAUAUUAACUGAAAAUUAUGAAUUAUCAAAGCGAAAGCCUUACGAUGAUGCAUGUUGGAAAAUAUUGCAGUUGGAGGCAGAUGUUGAUGAUGCUUGGAGUAUAGCAGAAAAGAUAAAUACCAUAAUCGAUAAUAUAAAUUCAACAGUUCGCCAAAUUUACAAAUAUUCAAAUGGUGGAAUUAAGAAGCCAAAAAAAGCAGCUACAAAAGCAUUUAGUAGUAUCCCUGACAUACAAUUCAAAAGACAAAAUAGUUCUGUUAGUCCUGCAAUUCGCACAGUAUCCCAGUUAACUUCCACAAUGACAAAUGCAAUUCCGCUACUGUUGAAGCUAUUGUCGAAACAUAAUUAA